Mya arenaria is the source of this 1557-nucleotide messenger RNA. RefSeq lists its product as uncharacterized. The transcript is spliced from 28 exons. The record is from RefSeq and is a predicted model, not a curated record. The coding region runs from base 1 to 1557 and encodes 518 amino acids. NCBI's taxonomy places the organism in Eukaryota, Metazoa, Mollusca, Bivalvia, Myida, Myidae.
AUGAAGGCGGAUAUACUACAACGGCAAAUCCUCGUCUGCAUGCAAGUCUCCCAGUCACAGCAAUUCUCCCUCAUCGUCAUUCUCAGAGACACGCCUCCAACCGGCUAUAUCAGUGAGGAUGGGGAUAAUACUGACAACCAAGACACGCUUCAAACCGGCUAUAUCAGUGAGGAUGGGGACAACACUGACAACCAAGACACGCCUCCAACCGGCUAUAUCAGUGAGGAUGGGGACAACACUGACAACCAAGACACGCUUCAAACCGGCUAUAUCAGUGAGGAUGGGGACAACACUGACAACCAAGACACGCCUUCAACCGGCUAUAUCAGUGAGGAUGGGGACAACACUGACAACCAAGACACGCCUCCAACCGGCUACAUCAGUGAGGAUGGGGACAAUACUGACAACCAAGACACGCCUCCAACCGGCUAUAUCAGUGAGGAUGGGGAAAAUACUGACAACCAAGACACGCCUCCAACUGGCUAUAUCAGUGAGGAUGGGGACAACACUGACAACCAAGACACGCCUCCAACCGGCUAUAUCAGUGAGGAUGGGGAAAAUACUGACAACCAAGACACGCCUACACUCGGCUACAUCAGUGAGGAUGGGGACAACACUGACAACCAAGACACGCCUCCAACCGGCUACAUCAGUGAGGAUGGGGACAAUACUGACAACCAAGACACGCCUCCAACCGGCUAUAUCAGUGAGGAUGGGGAAAAUACUGACAACCAAGACACGCCUCCAACUGGCUAUAUCAGUGAGGAUGGGGACAACACUGACAACCAAGACACGCCUCCAACCGGCUAUAUCAGUGAGGAUGGGGACAACACUGACAACCAAGACACGCCUACACUCGGCUACAUCAGUGAGGAUGGGGACAACACUGACAACCAAGACACGCCUCCAACCGGCUACAUCAGAGAGGAUGGGGAUAAUACUGACAACCAAGACACGCCUCCAACCGGCUAUAUCAGUGAGGAUGGGGACAAUACUGACAACCAAGACACGCCUCCAACCGGCUAUAUCAGUGAGGAUGGGGACAACACUGACAACCAAGACACGCUUACACUCGGCUACAUCAGUGAGGAUGGGGACAACACUGACAACCAAGACACGCCUCCAACCGGCUACAUCAGUGAGGAUGGGGACAACACUGACAACCAAGACACGCCUCCAACUGGCUAUAUCAGUGAGGAUGGGGACAACACUGACAACCAAGACACGCCUCCAACCGGCUAUAUCAGUGAGGAUGGGGACAAUACUGACAACCAAGACACGCCUACAAUCGGCUACAUCAGUGAGGAUGGGGACAACACUGACAACCAAGACACGCCUCCAACCGGCUACAUCAGAGAGGAUGGGGAUAAUACUGACAACCAAGACACGCCUCCAACCGGCUACAUCAGUGAGGAUGGGGAUAAUACUGACAACCAAGACACGCCUCCAACCGGCUAUAUCAGUGAGGAUGGGGACAACACUGACAACCAAGUCUGGAUAACAGCAGUCGAUAAGCCAAAGGAACUGAAACUCGACUCAUCUGCCCGCAGAGUGUGA